Messenger RNA from Exaiptasia diaphana, 2289 nucleotides. RefSeq lists its product as uncharacterized. The transcript has a single exon. The record is from RefSeq and is a predicted model, not a curated record. NCBI's taxonomy places the organism in Eukaryota, Metazoa, Cnidaria, Anthozoa, Actiniaria, Aiptasiidae. The annotation marks the transcript as partial.
GAAGGCUCCGUUGAAGGUGUGCUGGAGGGGAAGAAGUAUAAUAGAGCAGUGAGAUUUCACAAGCUGUUAUACGAGGCAUUAAUGAGAAUCGUCUGGAAAAGAUUUUUCGAGUGGAUGAAAAAGGAAAAUGAGCACAUUCUACCCCAUCUUAAUAAAGCAUUAAAUGAGGUUGACAAGCUGGSCAAUGACAUCUCUCAAGAUGCUUUUGAGRACRUGCUCAAACACCCUUCAUGCAUCAAAGUCAUGGAUACGUACUCCGAGUAUCUCAACAUAUUACGUAAAGAACAUGGAGAUUUGUCAUCGUUCUGGAUGAGCUAUAUUGAUAUGGCUGAGAUUGUCCUAGGAAUGAUACGAGCAUCAAGAGAAGGCAACUGGUGGCUUCAUCUGGCUAUGAUUAGAGAUAUGAUAKCAUGGGCCUUUGCCUAUGACAAGGUGAACUAUGCCAGGUACCUUCCUGUUUACUAUGGUGAAAUGUUGAAGUUGGAGAGUGAUCACCCAGACGUCUUUGACCACAUGRUAAAUGGAGGCUUCUCGGUCCAGAUUGGGUCUUCCAACCCCUUCAGUAGAAUUCCUGUUGACCAGACCAUUGAGGAAACUGCAAACAAAGAUACCCAAACACCUGGGGGAACCAAAGSGUUCAGUUUAAAUCCUGGAGCGGUAAACAGGUUUUACCUCACUGCCGAGUACCGCAGCAGUUGCAUCCGGAAUCUUAGAAAAAUGGUGGAYCUAAAAGCUCAAGGAACAAGUCAUCCUGACCUUCAAGCUUCGCGAAUCAAAAAAGAUGAAAAAGCCAUCAAUGCCCUUCUAGAACUGAUUGAAUCUKGCUGGAUUAAUCCUUUUUCAAACCCAAAUGACUUGGUAUCAUUAUCAACUGGUAGAGUGGCCCCUGAUGAUGUCUGUYCUGAUUUACUAAAAGCKAAGAAAAUAYGUGAAGAUGCAUUCAUUGCUUUCAAAAAGGAGAGGCUCGAGACUGAUCAUCAKACUAGAGAGAAGAKAUUCCAUGACAGGAUGACUAAACGCAACCUCAAGACAUUCAGCUCCAUUCAAAAAUCCAAAAAGACUAAAACGUCUAACAAAGAAGUUGUACUAAAAGCUGACAACAAGUUGUUUGGUCACCUGAUUCUUGUAUCUUCGAGUASAAAUCUUCACAUCAGAGAUGUUCUAAASCACCCUCUAGGACCCCUUCCCUGGUCUUUGGCAAAUCCAGACGGAUCAAUGAAGAAAACUAGCAAGAGCUCUCUUGCCAGGCAUCUAGAGAAAAUGACUUCCCCUGCUGAACAUGUUCUAGGGAAUGCUGCAGUCAUCAUAGAUGGUUUAGCACUUAUAAAUAAAGUUGAUCCCGACAAAAAGARGUAUGGRGAAUUUGCUGACCAUCUGUUCCGAUGUGUAUUAAGAGAUGGCAAUGGUCACAGACGUAUAGAUGUGGUUUUUGAUGUCUACAAAGAUGUUUCCAUAAAGAAUUCUGAGCGUGACAACCGUGGAGACACCGACACGNAUGUAAUCAUCAUUGCCCUAGCCUACCACAAAGAGAUAGAGAACAUUUUUGUACGAUGCGGCACAAGAAACCGUAUCAGAUACAUUGAUGUGUCUAAAUUGGGAUCUUGUCUUGGAAAUGACAUUUGUAACAGUUUGAUAGGCUUACACGCAUUCACCGGAUGCGACUCCACGAGUGCCUUCGGAGGCAAAGGAAAGAUCUCUGGAUUGAAGCUAAUUAUGAAGGAUGAGUGUUAUGCAGAUGCUUUUGCCAAACUGGGUAAAGAGUGGACACUGUCAAAGGAACUUUUUGCUCAACUCCAGAAGUUCACGUGCAAGUUGUAUGCUUCAAAGCUCGAAGUCAAAGACACAAAUGAGCUAAGAUAUGAAAUCUUUAGAUCACGGAAGGGAGGGAUUGAGUCAUGGCAGCUUCCUCCAUGCGAAGAUUGUCUUCGCCAGCAUGCUUUGCGCUCUAACUACCAAGCUGGAAUCUGGCGUAGGUGCCUGCAGCAACACCCAAACACACCACCUCCAGAUGCCGAUCAUGGAUGGAAAACUGAAAAUGGCCAUUUGACCAUCCUGUGGAUGACAGGUCUUCCAGCACCGCAGUCAGUUUUGGAAAUAAUUUCCUGCAAUUGCAGUAAGGAAUGCAAACUUCCUCAAUGCCAAUGUCUGGUAAAUGGUUUCAAAUGCACACCUGCAUGCAGGAACCAGUCCUGCGAUAAUAUGCAAGUGGAUGACGACGAAGAACUAUCAGUCUAUGAAGAUACCUCCGAUGAAAGCUCUGAUGAAAGCUCCGAUGAAGAUGACUUAUAA